AAUAGACGUUUAAACCGUUGUGAUGUAUAUGGUAUACACCUGCCAGGUAGCUAGCUAGCUUAGCAUAUUGAAGAAUAAAACACUGAACCUAGAGAUGAAGAAAUGUACAGUAGUAAAUCUGGACAAGUUUAUUGAUGAUUUCACUCAUCUGGAACAGAGCGAGAUGGGAUGUUGGGGACAGUGAAGGGACUCCAGCAGACUCUACUGCAGCAGUGUGACCUCAGAGUGGAGAAUGAAAAGUUGAAAAGCACUGUGUCAGACCUGAAAAGGCUGAGUGAUAGGACAGUAGAGGAGCGGGAAGCUGAGAUUCAGAGGCUGGUGGCAGAGAUGAGAGCUGUGGGAGAGAGAUAUCAGAAGGAGUUGGAAUCUCUGAGAGACCAGUGCAGGAGAGGGGUGGAGGACACUCACAGAGAAACACAGAGCAAACUUGAGGCGAAAGAUGCAGAACUGAAAGAGGCCCUGGAGAGGAAGGAGUCAGAUAUGGCAGAGAUGAGAAGGAGAUUGAGGGACCAGGAGAGAGAGAGGCAAAGUGAAAUAUUAAAGUUACAAAUGGAGUUUGGUGCUAAGCUUGCCAGGGUGCAGAGUACCACACAGAGGAUCCAGCAGCAGCCCCAGGGCUCAGGUCUUUUACCUCAGAACAUCUUCAAACGGAAGUUCCAGUUCCUUCAGGAGGAGAAGAACAGAGAGGUCGAGGCCCUGCGCCAGAGAAUCAAGGAAUUGGAGAACCAGCACACCAGCGGAUUCAGUGACUCCCGUCUAAAGAGAAAGAAGAUUUAGCAUAUUUAAAAUAUUCAGGAGUGAAAUUCAUCUACAGUAGUGCCUUUGUAUUCUUUUUGGUAUAGUGUUCCUGGUGUUUGCUCUCAAACAGUAGUUGGGUCAUUCUACGAAAUGAGUGCUUUUUCAUUGUUUAAAUAGAAAUUGUGCACCAAUAUUGAAUUUUAAAAGCCUGUUAUAUUAAUUGAAGUGCCCUUUAAUAUAGACCACAUGGAGAAUUCAAUAAAUCCGAUUUUUUUAUAUGA
This is a messenger RNA of Oncorhynchus tshawytscha (Chinook salmon), 1019 nucleotides long. RefSeq names its product coiled-coil domain-containing protein 152. Lineage: Eukaryota; Metazoa; Chordata; Actinopteri; Salmoniformes; Salmonidae. The record is from RefSeq and is a predicted model, not a curated record. The transcript has 7 exons. Bases 169 to 777 code for a protein of 202 amino acids.